Phymastichus coffea is the source of this 1326-nucleotide messenger RNA. Its product is annotated as low-density lipoprotein receptor-related protein 4-like. Bases 1 to 1326 code for a protein of 441 amino acids. The record is from RefSeq and is a predicted model, not a curated record. NCBI's taxonomy places the organism in Eukaryota, Metazoa, Arthropoda, Insecta, Hymenoptera, Eulophidae. The transcript has 4 exons.
AUGAGCGCCACCGCCGACGAGCUCUACUGGAUCAACGCCGCCUACUAUAACAGCGGGGUGGCCUUCACCGACGGCAGCGUCUACAAGUGCGACCUCGCCAAGGACGCCGGCCGCUGCCUGCCCAACACCACUCGCAAGCUGCACGAGAGCUUCGGCACGGCCUACGUGCGCGCGGUGCGCGCCGUCGCGCCCCCCCUCGGCGAGCUCGCGCCGACCAGCGCCGGCUGCGCCGCCGGCUGCCAGCACCUGUGCCUGCGCUCGAGCUGCCGCUGCGCCGUCGGCCAGCGCGGCGCCGAGCGCUGCCGGCCCGUCGACGAGUUCGUCGUCUACGAGGACAGCAAGGUCGUGCGGUCGAUCUGCCUGCCGGCCGAGGACAGCAGCCGCUGCCAGGCCUUCGUCCCCUUCCUGGCCGGGCUGAGGCUCAGGAAGACGGAGCGCACCGGCUUCGACUACGACUCGCUCACGAGGGAACUGUACUACGGCGGCAAAAAUGCCAUUUACCGCGCGGACCUCGACACCGGCAACUCGACCAUUCUGCUCUAUCAGCGCGCGGUGUUCUUCGGGCCGCUGGCACUCGACUGGAUGACGAAGAAUCUUUAUUACACGGAGAUCGAGCAGCGCGGAAACGUGUCGUUCUACAUCCUCAAGGUGCUGUCCGCGCGCCCGGACGUGGACGCUGAAAAGUCGAGCUCCAUGCUGUGGGAGCUCGGCAAGAUUCACACGAUGGCCACGUGCCCGUGGAAGGGUUACCUCUUCCUGUCGGUGUUCCACAACGGCGCCGGGAGGUUCCACAUGAGACGAAUCAACGUGGACGGCACUGAUAUGACGAUCCUGGCCGGUCUCAACGACACCACGUUCUUCUCGAUCGACCAUCCGAAUGAAAAGCUUUACACCAUCAACAAUGUCACGUCGAUGCUCGUGCGCUCGGACUUUGACGGCCAGCAGAUCGAGAACGUAAGCCUCGUCGAGGGCGUCGCAGACGUGACUGGUUUCCUCGUCAACGACCGUGUGAUCUACCUCAAGUAUCGAUCGCGCAUGAUCAAGCUUGACAAGCAAACUGGAAAAUCACUGGGCGAAGUGGACUUGGAGCCGUACGACAGCGACAUGUCGAUGAAUUUGAAACUGCACAACGCGACGAUGUUUGGUAUUUACGACGCGAACCCGUGCGCAACCGGCAACGGCGGUUGCGACAACUUCUGCUUCGCUUUGUCGGGGAAGGACGGCUCGGGCUUGAAAAAAAUUUGCCGAUGCUUCGACGGUGUCGUGUGUCACGGUGACACUCGCUCUGGCAUGGAAUUGGCCGAGAUCAUUAAGAAUAAAAUGUGA